CACAAACAGCAGGCAAACUAACAGGGAGCACGGGAGCACCAACUGUCGUGUAGCGUUUUUUUACCGUCAAGUUACAUUUGAAGACCUUGUAAAGUGGAAUUGAGAUUUAUUGCUACAUAUGUGAUAUUGUACAAGUUUGAAAAUGUCUCCUCAUGCUCGUCAGGAGGAGAAAAGCAAAAGAGCACUUGGCUGUCAUGAACUUGCAUGUCGCAAUUAAAGAAGGGUGAAACACCAAUGGGAAGCUACAGAAAAGAAGGAAGAAACCGAAUUGAUCGUGAGCGUGUAGACUUGAACUUGAGUGCUUUGUCAGCCGUGAGUGCACACAUAAGAUGGAGGAGGAGGUCAAGAUGCCUUCCAACGGGAAUCACCCAUUGACGCUUCAAUUUGGUCUGAUCAACCACGAGGGUCGUUACCUAACUGCUGAGGCCUUUGGCUACAAAGUCAACGCUUCAGCUCCAAGCAUGAAGAAGAAGCAGAUCUGGACUCUGGAGCAGGACUCCCAGGACACCCGAGUGGUGUACCUGCGUAGCCACCUCAGACGUUACCUAGCCUCUGACAAGGACGGCAAGUUGACCUGCGAGGCCGAAAGCCGCCACGCAGAGUGUCGCUUUCACAUCGUGGCCCAGUCAGACGGUCGCUGGGCUCUUCAAUCCGAGCAGCACCUCCGCUUCUUUGGCGGAUCCAGGGACCACCUGUCCUGCUUCGCCCAGGGCAUUACAGACACCGAGCUAUGGGCAGUGCAUCUGGCUCUGCACCCGCAGGCCAAUCUGUUGUCGGUGGCCCGCAAGCGCUACGCGCAUCUCUCGGUAGAGGAUGGCGAGAUCUCGGUGGAUAUGAACAUUCCCUGGGGGGUGGCUGCAAUCCUUACCUUGGUCUACCAGAACGGGAAAUACUGCCUAAAGACCAGCGACAGCCGCUUCCUCAGCAACGAUGGGAAGCUUGUGACGCAAAGCGGCAGGACCACAACGUACACGCUGGAGCUCAAGUGUGGAAAGUUGGCUUUCAAAGACUGUGAAGGGAAGUACUUGUCUCCCAUGGGCCCUAGCGGCACCUUGAGGUCCGGCCGCUGCUCGAAGCCAGGCAAAGACGAACUGUUUGACCUACAGGAAAGCCACCCGCAGGUGGUUCUCAUUGCAGCCAACGGGAAAUACGUCUCCAUGAGGCAAGGAGUAAGCCUCGCCGCCAACCAGGAAGAUGAGACGGAUUUGGAGACGUUUCAGAUGGAGAUGGACAAGGAGAACAUGAAGUGUACUUUUCGCACCAGCCAAGGGAACUACUGGACCCUGGUUGCCCACGGAGGCAUCCAGAGUACAGCCUCAGAAGUGUCAGCAAACAGCAUGUUUGCAAUGGAGUGGCUCGGUCACAAGAUGGCGUUAAAAGCAAACAAUGGAAAAUACAUCUGCACUAAGAAGAAUGGUCAAUUACUAGCUGUCAGUGAUUCUAUAGGGGAGGACGAACAGCUGAGUCUGAAACUGAUCAAUCGGCCAAUGUUGAUCCUCCGAGGGGAGAAUGGUUUCAUCUGCCAUCAUAAGAACUCCAACACUCUAGAUGCCAGCAGAUCUAUUUAUGACACUUUCAGCCUGCAAUUUAGCAAUGGCUUCUAUCACAUUAAAGGUGUGAAUGGCCGCUUCUGGUACGUCAACAGCACCGGGUUGGUAUGCUCGGAUGGUGAAGUCCCAGAAGAUUUCAGCGUGGAGCUCAUGGAGCGCGGCCGCCUCGCCAUCCGAAGCAAGAAUGGACGGUAUCUGCGGGGAGACCAAGGAGGAACACUUAAAGCAGAUGGACUCAGCCUGAGCAGCUCAGCUUUGUGGGAGUAUUAAUAACUAGGGAAAAAACAUACCUGUGACCUUGCUUUUGGUUCCGUCGUCAUGGAGACUUAAGUGUCUAGAAAUUGGAACUUGGAUGGACGAGAUAGAUGGAUUUUCCAAAGAUGUCUAAUGCUUUUAUUCUAUUUAACAUUUGUUGAAUAGUUUUUCACAUUAUUAACCCCUCGAUAGAGUCACGAACUCCACACUACUCAAUUUCUCCCCAUCCUUUCUUCCUCCAAGGAAACUAAAUGCUGCUUUCGAUGUGUAAUGACACUUGCCACUCAUGGGGGUCAUUUGAGAAAGACACAGGCACUGUUAAGGGAAAAUGGAGGGUCACCUUUUAGAAAGAGUCCCUUAUUAGUGUGGUACAUCUGUCCCAGGGAGUUUAUUAGCAGAUGAGAUCAGGUUUCAAGAAACUGUAGAAGAUGGUACUGUUUUGUACUGUAAGUAACACUCAUGUCCACUAAAUGUAGUUUGCUUACGCUAGUUUUUUGGUCACAUUUUAUUAGAUAUUUGCGGUGAAACUCAAACCAGUGUUAAUAUUACCAAUGUCAAAGUGUUAGCCUGUGUAUUUUAAAAUGACCAUUUUCUAUGGAAAUUGUUAUAUUUUGCUAUAAUGAUUGAUUUUCCCCUAUCCAUCUAUGAAAUAAGGUUAAAUAUAAUCCUGCUUGGUAUGAAACGACUACCGUGCAGUAUGCAAAUGAGGCAAAAUAAGCAGCACAAAAUGGUCCAAAUUUAGUUAUGUCAGUUUUGUGUAUAUUUUGUCUGUUUUUAGGGAAAUCAAAUACAGAAACUGUCAAGUGAAAAUGGUGUGUGCCUUGAACUAAACAAAGUCCACAAUGAGCCAUCGUAAUGUUUUUGCUAAUUGUAUAAGCGCUUAGCUACAUAAAAACAGCAAUGAAACCUGUUUUCCCAUGUGAUUUUUACAAUUUUUUUUUAUACAAAGUGAGGUACUUUCUCAAAAAAUAAG
This is a messenger RNA of Corythoichthys intestinalis (scribbled pipefish), 2778 nucleotides long. RefSeq names its product fascin actin-bundling protein 2b, retinal (gene fscn2b). The record is from RefSeq and is a predicted model, not a curated record. NCBI's taxonomy places the organism in Eukaryota, Metazoa, Chordata, Actinopteri, Syngnathiformes, Syngnathidae. The transcript is spliced from 7 exons. The coding region runs from base 330 to 1820 and encodes 496 amino acids. Gene Ontology annotation, molecular function: actin filament binding; protein-macromolecule adaptor activity. Gene Ontology annotation, cellular component: cytoplasm; actin cytoskeleton. Gene Ontology annotation, biological process: actin filament bundle assembly; cell migration; establishment or maintenance of cell polarity.